This is a messenger RNA of Clunio marinus, 189 nucleotides long. The record is from the annotation of a GenBank genome assembly. NCBI's taxonomy places the organism in Eukaryota, Metazoa, Arthropoda, Insecta, Diptera, Chironomidae.
AUGUUUAAUGUAGAGCUGGAGAUGGCAAUUAUAGAGAUUUCCGAACAUUAUGAAGUGAUAUAUAAUGAAGUACAAGCUUCGUUUGUUGAGUACCUUGUUAUGAGCUCUAUUCAACAAUUUAAAAACCUUCAGUUCAUUGAUUCGAAUGUGAAUAGAAAACCGAACCGAAAAAGAUUUGAUUCUGUUUAA